GUUUUUUUUUUUUUUCCCCCUCCAUCACGCACAAUGCUGGAUUUCAUUCGUUUCCGGACGUACUUUGCGUUGUCGCUUGCUGGGCUCGGGCUGGUGUUCUGGACGGGCUUUUCAGCAGCGAUGGGCGACCUGAACCCGUCGCCACUGCGGCGACUGGAGGAGAUAUUUGACUAUGAUUGGCUUGUUGAGAACCUUCCUCCGACGGAGCGCAAGGAGUGGACGAUGCGCAUCGACAACGGCGUCCGUGCCGUCUUUAGCUCUGAGCUUGCAUGCACGGCUUUAUGGAAUAUGGUGCUCUGUGCCGUGCUCACGAUCGGUCAUGUCGCGCAACUCCUCGCGUUCGGUCGACUCAGGGUUGUUGAACGAAUGCAAGUCAAUUCCGAAAUGACUCACUUCCUGACCGUCAAGUUGAUGCUCAUCACCAUGCUUUUGAGCGCGUCGACGGAAACGUGGCUCGAGGUUUUUGUGAUGGGCUUGUGGUUUGUGACGGUCGGCCUCUUCAAGUUUUUCAGUUUGGUUGGACGUUUGCGAUUCGAGUUUCUCUCAUUCGCACCCAACACGUCAAAAUUUACCCACUUCAGGGUCAUUUCGGCAUUGCUUGGGGUGGUCGUGGUCGAUUGUACCUGGAUUGCCUGGAGCUGGGCUGCUAUGAAUCAUUAUGAUAGAAUCUUCAUUUUGAUUCUCAUCUUUGAUGGCUGUGUUGCCUUGAUUGAGACCUGCCAAACAUUGGUCAAGUACGCCUUCCUCCUUGCCGGUACGAGCGACCAGAGCAACCAAAACCGGCUCUAUUACUUGGACUUUGGCUGCGAGAUUCUGACAUUGGGCCUGACGCUCGUGUACUAUGUGCAGCUCCUUCUUUUCGAUGGCUUCAGCUUGGAUAUUGUCACCUUUGUUCUUUUCUACUUUGUUGUUUCCACAUAUCGAACCAUCAAGCGCAAAAUCCAGGCCUUCCGCACCUACCGCAUGGCCUCGCGCAAUCUCGAUGAGCGUUUUCCUGAUGCAACGCCUGAGCAACUGCGAGAAAAUGACGAUGAUUGUGCCAUUUGCCGAGAAGGCAUGACGAGCGCCAAACGCCUGCCCUGUGGACACUUUUUCCACCUGGCGUGCCUGCGAAUGUGGCUGGAACACGGUAACUGUCCGACCUGCCGUCAGCCCAUUCUGGCCCAGUCUGGAGCUGCCGCAAAUGCAUCACCGCAACAGCCGCAGCAACCUCAACCAGCCCCAGCCGACCAACCUGCUCAAGAAGCUGCCGCACCUCCCAAUGCGGAUCAACAGCAGCAACACCAACAGCAGCAACACCAACAGCAACAACCACAACCACAACAGCAACAACAACAACAGCAGCAGCAAGAAGCAGUGGCACGUGCAGCCAAUGCGGCCGCGCAAGCCUUCUUUCAACACAUGCAACGUCCCAUGGGUGGCGGGCCCCUCCCUGCUGGACUGAGGCCCCACACGGGCAAUAACGUCGGAUUUGGCAACCCCGCUGCACCAACAGUUGGAGCUGCCGCCGCUGGCCCCGCCGCCGCUGGACCAGCUGCUGCCAACCCACAGCUCACUCACACGCGCUACCAGUUCAAUGGCCCCGAGUGGGCGUCGUGGUUGCCGCGGCUCUCGUUGGAUAUUGCUCACGGACACGGCGACGUGGCCGUUAAUUUCGACUGGGGUCAAGGGCAUGCACACGCCGUGCAUAAUCUUAACGCAGCGCAACAACAGCCGCAAGCAGCGCCGACAGUGCGGCUGCAUCGACUGCCGACCCCAUUCCCGCCGCAGCAACAGCAACAGCAGCAGCAACAGCAGCAGCAACAGCAGCAGCAACAACAACAACCUCGAGUUCCUCCUGCGCUGCUGCAAAAUCUUCAAGAAAUGUUCCCCCAACUUUCGGCCGCUCAACUUGAGGCUGAAUUGCUGCACACGGGAAACUACGAAGCAACCGUGGAGAAUAUUCUUACUGGUCGGCUUGUUGCCCAGCCACCGAGCCCUGCUGUUGCUGUGCCGACAUCGCCAGCGCCAUUUCCACGUGCCUCCGAACCGCCUCGACCGCCCGCUCAACCGGCCGCAAACCCGUCGGCGUCACCUGCAACAGAGACAUUGUACCCAACACGAUCGAACCUGGCGUCCAGCAGUGCCGCAUCCACCUCCGCGCCACCUCCAGCAGCAGCAGCAUCAUCAGCAGCAUCAGCAUCAGCAGCAGCUGAACCCACCCCACCACAGGCCGAAGCCAGUUCAAGCGACUCUGUGGCCAAUCCGCCCACUGAGGAGCCACUGACUCGUGAGCAAUUGGCCAACGCCCGAGCCGUGUACUUUUCACGCACACUUGGCAGCACCUCUCCCCGCUUGUAGACGGUUUCCUGGGAAUCGUUCGUUGUUCUUGACGUGCUUGAUGGUCGAUUUUGCGGUUGCUGUUGAAUUUUUGCUGUUGUACGAUUCUGUUUUCCAUUUUUCCUCCAUUAUUACAUUCGCUGAAUUCGUCCUA
Molecule: messenger RNA, 2473 nt
Organism: Capsaspora owczarzaki ATCC 30864
Lineage: Eukaryota; Filasterea; Ministeriida; Capsasporidae
Exons: 9
Coding region: 34-2340 (768 amino acids)
Biological process (GO): ubiquitin-dependent protein catabolic process; protein ubiquitination
Cellular component (GO): ubiquitin ligase complex; cytosol
Molecular function (GO): ubiquitin protein ligase activity; ubiquitin binding; zinc ion binding
Source: RefSeq, a predicted model, not a curated record